This is a messenger RNA of Danio rerio (zebrafish), 1830 nucleotides long. RefSeq names its product prefoldin subunit 2 (gene pfdn2). The record is from RefSeq and is marked provisional. Gene Ontology annotation, biological process: protein folding. Gene Ontology annotation, cellular component: prefoldin complex. Lineage: Eukaryota; Metazoa; Chordata; Actinopteri; Cypriniformes; Danionidae.
AUCAUGGCGGCGAACAGCAGCAACAGCACGAGCGGUAAAAGCGGCGCAAAGCAGUCCACUCCGUCAGCCGAGCAGGUGGUGGCCACGUUCCAGAGGAUGCGGCAGGAGCAGCGCAGCAUGGCCUCCAAGGCUGCAGAGUUUGAGAUGGAGAUCAAUGAACACAGCCUCGUCAUCGACACACUAAAGGAAGUAGACCCCUCACGCAAGUGCUUUCGUUUAGUUGGCGGUGUACUUGUAGAGAGAACCGUCAAAGAAGUCCUGCCUGCGCUAGAAAACAACAAAGAACAGAUUUCCAAGAUCGUGGAGACGCUGAACACGCAGAUGCAGGUGAAAGGACGCGAGCUGACGGAGUACCGCGAACGCUACAACAUCCGGCUAGUCGGAGAGGACGACAAACAGGGCAAAGCGGACGCCAGUCAAGCCAAAGACAGCGAAGGAGGAUCUAAAGGUGGCGCCGGAGUGCUCGUCUCAUAGUGGAUUCUUACAGUAGAAACCACUGUAAUAUAUGCCAAGAGACUGAGUUGGCACGUUUCCUUUUUAGUCUUACAGAUGCCAGUCAUAAUAACACACAAGAAAGAGAGCGAAUGUCUCGGUUUUCAUGCACAUUUUGUACAUUCGUAAUCCUUUUUCCACUAUGAUCACCUUUAAAGUGUGAUGUCGACUUAUUAAUAACAUGGAAUUAAACGUGGUAGCUAUUUGUUUGUGAAUUUAAAACCAGACCCUCAGCGAAUGCAGGCAAUGCGGAAAAUACUAAAUAUUUCCCUUGUAAGUCUUACAGAAGCCAGUCAUAAUAACACACAAGGAAGAGAGCGAAAGUUUUAGCUUUUAUGCACAUUUUGUACAAAUGCAGCGUUAUCGACUCUGAUCUACAAAUGUCUGCAUUCGCUGAUUGUUCGCCUGCGUUUUUUGCAGUGUGGGUCUGGAUUCAAUUCAUAAAUAAAUAGCUAUUAUGUUUAAUUUUGUGUUAUUAAAGCAGUGAAAUCACACUCUGAUCACAUUUAUUGUAUGAUUUCUCCACUAUAAUGCCAAUGAAUUUCAACGUAAUAGCUAUUUAUUUGUGAAUUUUAUCCAGACAAACCAUCAGCGAAUGUAGAAAAUGCUAAACAAAAAAACAGCUUUUGUUUAAUUUCUAGAGCAAAUGUCUAAUCAAGAAGCAUUUUCUAGAGGAGUAAAACAUGUUGUUUUGUUUUCAGAAAAAAUAAGUCAACAUUUUUGCAGCGUGUCUGGUUUAAAUUCACAAAUAAAUCGUUAUGUUUAAUGCCAUGUUAUUAAAGGCAUAGUUCACCCAAAAAUCCAAAUUGUCCUCAUUUACUCACAAGUGGUUAUAAACUGUUAAUGAUUUUCUUUCUUCUGUUGAACUCAAAGAUGCACUGUUGUAAGAAGUAGCAAUUGACUUCCAUAGUAUUUUUAACCCUUACUUUCAAUAUCCUGUUGUUGUUGUUUUGGGAUAUCUUGUUUUGUGUUCAACAGAAGAAAAAAAGUAUAGAGCCACUUUAAUUAAGGAAAUAGGCAGGAUGUUUUACGUUUUUGAGUGAACUAUUUCUUUAAUAGCGCUGUUCAUUCACCAUAAUCUAAAUGGUCAAGAUUUUUCAAAGCUCGUCUUUCACUUUUGCUUUGGAAGUCAGUCAUGUUUUGGGGUUGCUGCAUUGAGCUGAGCAUGAUGAUCAUGCAGCGAGCGUCUCGUACCCUGGAUCUCCAACUGUAUAUCAUUUGUCACGACUGUACGCCUGUGGACGAAGCCUUUUUAUGUUUGUUUAGGUUUUUUUUUUUGUGUGUGCGUGUGUGUGGUUGUUUUGGUUAUUGAAUUCAAAAUACAAAAUUGAGCAAGAA